AUGAUUCCUACCUUCCAGUGGAAUUCAGCGGGUAUUACUGUAGCCGGCACUGUAGGUAUACCAGGCACAAUGGCCAACCAAUUGUAUGGUCCAAUGGGUCUGGCAUUGGAUUCGUCCAAUACACUCUAUGUUGCCGAUUGGUAUAACAAUAGAGUGCAAGCAUGGUUGUUGGGAGCAUCGACUGGGAUGACAGUGGCUGGUGACGCAAGUGGAACACCUGGAAGCGAUUCAAACUACUUGAACACUCCUGCCGACGUCGCUGUCGAUUCGAAUGGAAAUAUUUAUGUGGCUGAUACGUACAAUCAUCGAGUGCAAUUCUGGGCUAGAGACGCAUCCGCGGGCACGACAAUCGCUGGCACAGGAAGUCCUGGAACGUUGAACAAUCAGCUUACUUAUCCACAAGGGAUUGCACGAGAUUCGAGCUCAGGCACGCUGUAUAUAGCUGACACUUUUAAUCAUCGUGUAAUGAGAUAUCUACCGAAUACGUUGUCGGGUACUGUUGUUGCCGGUGGUAAUGAUCAAGGACUCGGCAACACGCAGUUAUUUUAUCCUUAUAGUAUUUGCUUUGAUUUAUCGUCAAACAGUUUGGUGAUUUCGAAUUGGGCAGCUAAUAAUGUUGUUCGUUGGGUAUUAGGUGCCACUAGCUGGACACUGGUCGCUGGUGACAUCAGCGGAUCGAGUGGUAGCACAUCGACACUAUUCGAUCAACCAUUCGAUAUAACACUGGACAGCUGGGGCAACUUAUAUGUAGCUGAUUCACAUAACUAUCGAAUACAAUUCUUUUUGGCUGGCCAAUCGAAUAGUACUACGAUUGCUGGUUUCACAGGCAUACCAGGUGACAAUGCAACCUUACUUUACGUACCCUCUUCAGUGAUACUCGAUGAUCAACUCAACUUAUAUGUAGCAGACACAUUUAAUCAUCGAAUACAAAAAUUUCAACACUACUAA
Messenger RNA from Rotaria sp. Silwood1, 948 nucleotides. NCBI's taxonomy places the organism in Eukaryota, Metazoa, Rotifera, Eurotatoria, Philodinida, Philodinidae. The record is from the annotation of a GenBank genome assembly.